ACGUGGCUCAGUCUUUUAAGAGCGCGCGAGAUACUUUGCAGACGCGCUCUGAGUUUUGUUUCCCUUUAGGGUGUGGUAAGCACUGUCUUUUUGUUCUGUACUUUCGUAUCUGCCAAGAAAAGUGACCAGAGCUCCGGAGCUUCUGCAUUCUUUCGAAAGAAACCUGUUCCAGCUAUUUGCAAAUCUCUCCAGGGUCCUGUGCCCGACUCCCAUGCUGAGCCAGCCCUGCACGCGGUAAGUGAGCCCCGCGCCUGGCCGGCAUGCUGCUGCCUGUCUUGGCGGGGCUCGCCUUCUCCGCGUGGGGGGCAGCGGGCGCCCAGGAGAGCCUCCCGGGGAGCCGUUUCAUGUGUACCUCGCUGCCGCUGGAUGCUGCCAGCCCGGGCUGCCCGCUACCUCCCAUCCCCAUGCAAGGGGCCGGUCUUCUCCCCGAAGAGGAGCUGAAGGCCAUUGUCCUGCAGCUGCGGGAGACCAUCCUGCAGCAGAAGGAGACCAUCGGCAACCAGCGGGAGACCAUCCGGGAGCUGACUGCCAAGCUCAGCCGCUGCGAGAGCCCCGAUGGCAAAGCCGGUACCUGGACGAAAGAGUUUGGUAAAGGCAAAGACACCAUGGGCGACUUGCCCCGGGAUCCCGGCCAGAUCAUUGACCAGCUCAGCCGCACCAUGCAGACCCUCAAGGAUCGCCUGGAGAAUCUGGAGCAUCAGCUCCGAGCCAAUGUGUCGUAUGCAGCCCUACCUAAUGAGCACCGAGAGAUGCUUCAGAGGAGGCUGGGAGAUUUAGAGCACCAGCUUUUGAGCAAAGUGGCAGAACUGGAGAAUGAGAAAUAUCUGCUUCACAAUGAGACUUCCACACAUCGGCAAAGGACAGAGGCAGCCUUAAAUGCACUUCUUGAAAGAGUUUCUGAAUUAGAAAGAGGUACCAGCGCUUUUAAAUCGCCCGAUGAAUUUAAAGUCUCCCUUCCUCUUCGCACCAAUUAUUUGUAUGGGAAGAUCAAGAAGACACUCCCCGAGCUGUAUACCUUCACUGUGUGCUUGUGGUUGAAGUCGAGCACCUCACCUGGAAUAGGGACGCCUUUCUCCUAUGCUGUCCCUGGGCAGGCUAAUGAGGUUGUGUUGAUACAGUGGGAAAAUAACCCCAUUGAACUGCUCAUUAAUGACAACGUUGCCCAGCUCCCACUUUUCAUUAGUGAUGGAAAAUGGCACCACAUCUGCAUCACAUGGACGACGAGGGACGGAAUGUGGGAGGCCUUCCAAGAUGGAGAGAAACUUGGCAUGGGGGAUAAUUUAGCCCCUUGGCACCCCAUUAAGCCAGGAGGGAUUCUAAUUCUUGGUCAGGAGCAGGACACUGUUGGAGGAAGAUUUGAUGCAACUCAAGCUUUUGUUGGGGAGAUGAGUCAGUUCAAUAUAUGGGACAGAGUAUUAAAGCCUGAGGACAUCAUGAAUAUCGCUAACUGCUCCACCAACAUGCCUGGCAACAUCAUCCCUUGGGUCAACAACAACGUGGAAGUGUUUGGAGGUGCAGCUAAAUGGCCCGUAGAGACAUGCGAAGAGCGUUUGCUCGAUUUAUAGACAUGACCAUUUCCCACUGAAGUGCCCCAUUUUUAUUAAGACUAUCUCUCAUGAGGUCUGAUGUUUGUGCCCUUGAAUUAUCCCUAUCUUUAAUUACUCCUUAGUAAACUACCAGGGUAUAUGAGGCACAUCCAGGAAUGUCUGAAUCAGCCUCACUUAAAUGAAUGGGAGAUGUAUAAGAUCAUACCUGCACAUCUUUGAUUCCUUUCAGUGGAGCUCCUACAGAAGAGGUUCAUGGUUGAUUAGGUCCAUUGUUUGUGUGGGUUACUGGCAUGAGGUUGAAACAUGAUUGAGCUCUCCAACUUGAGUGGUAGAUCCUGCUAUAGAUCCAUUCCAAAGCUCACUGUGAUCAGAAAUAAUUCCUUUUGGUGUGAAGCCAGUAGAGACUGGUGGCUCUGAUGUCAGUGGGGCAUUGAAUACACUCUGAGUUGUAGUCUGAACUUUCAAUAAGCUGUCCAAGGUGCUGAAAAAUAUUCUCCAAAUAGGUACAGAACCUUGGACAGCUUCUUGGAUAUUUGGAUUAAACCCCAGAGUGGAUUCACUACCCCAGUGACAUCGGAGCCACCGAUCUCCAAUAUCUGGAGCAGAAGCCCAUUUUUUGUGCAAAGAUUUUAUCCCUAUGUAGUGAUAGAAUGCAUCCACUCCUAACAACACAUGGUGUGAGAUAAAGCCCAAAUCUUGUAGGGGUUAAGUCUAAGGACUUGUACACAAUUGGUUGCUCCAAUAAAUUCAUACUGUCUCCCACUGAGGUUGGUAUAGCCAGCCCUGGGUUUGCAGCCAAAUGCAGGGAUGGGGGCACUUGCAGAGGGGAAAUGAUGGAUGGGAAGGAAGGUUGCUUAACCCAGGGUGAGGAACCUCAGACCCUGAGGCUAAAUGUGGCCCUCCAGGCUUCUCUAUCUGGAGCUCAGAACUUUCCCCAGGUCACACACACCCUCCCCAUGCCAUAGGCCUCACCACCUCUGCAUUGCAUCCUCCUUGAGUGCUUUUGCCUGGCUAGAAUGUGUCCUUGAACUCUGAUCAUGUCUCUUGUUUGCCUAAAUGGAGGCUAGAGAGGGCGUAUAGAAACCAGCCUGCUGUACAGAGGUAAAAGCUACAUUUGUCUCUCCACCCACUUGCCUCUUGUCACACCCACCACUGGGAGGUGGCCCUUGGAAGGUUGUUCAGAAAGAAAUGGGCGAAAAAGGUCCCCCCCCCCUUGGCUUAAUCUAUCCUCUGCCACUGCAACACUUUCCUCAUGCAGUACCUCCCCUUUGCAUCACCUCUUUUCCCCAGAUGUUUUUCCCUGGAUCUCAGAGUCUGGCUGUGUAGGCAGGAACAUGGGCUUCUGACGCAGAAGCAGUGAGCAGAAGGAUCGUUAAAUGUCAUCCUUCUCCAUUGCACAUCC
This is a messenger RNA of Rhineura floridana, 2949 nucleotides long. RefSeq names its product neuronal pentraxin 2 (gene NPTX2). The record is from RefSeq and is a predicted model, not a curated record. Lineage: Eukaryota; Metazoa; Chordata; Lepidosauria; Squamata; Rhineuridae. Bases 261 to 1565 code for a protein of 434 amino acids. The transcript is spliced from 5 exons.